AGCCUAUCCCAAACCUUAACCGUUACUUUAACCAUUCGGAGUUAAUACCUAACCUUAAAGUGUGGUAGUUAAUGCCUAAACUUAAACAUUCUGAUUUAAAUCCUAAACUGUGAGACUGUGAGAGCUUCAGCCACUCCAUUGUGUUAGUGCACUCCCUUAAGGACGGGAUUUAUCGAACAUCAGGAAGACACCCUACUCACUCAACGAGUCAGUUCACAGUCGCAACUCUAGAUUUAACAGUGCAACUCUCUAAACACGCGCGUUUGGGUUUAGUGCUUUUUCUACAGACAACAGCCACGCUGUUUUUGACGAGCGCCAGCGCCGAACUUUAAUUUAUGGAUUUAACCAGCCAAGUUGUGACGCAUUUGGUUUCCCUGUGUUGUUAACACGUUAUGAAGCCACAUCUUGUCGUCUAUUUGUGUAACAGGAAUUUUAGUCUAGGCAUUUGUGACUUGAAUAACAAUCCGGAUCGGGAGUAUAAUUUAAUAUGAAUGACAACAAUAUGGAUUCUGAUCAAGUUCAACAAGCAGAUGGCAGCACAUCAGAAGAAUCAAUAAGUAGUCCUAAUCAAAGGAUGACAAGAUAUCAGAUCCUCACAUUGAUAUCAAUGGCAUCUGUCAACUUCAGCUCAAUGAUCUGCUACUCUAUACUGGGGCCAUUCUUCCCCAACGAGGCCAUGAAAAAAGGAGCCAGUCAGACUGUCAUCGGACUUAUAUUUGGCUGCUAUGCUCUGUGCAAUCUGAUGGGCUCUUUAGUACUGGGUAAAUAUAUUGUCCAGAUCGGGGCAAAGGUCAUGCUAAUUUCAGGCUUAUUCGUAUCAUCGGGGUGCACCAUUCUCUUUGGCUUACUCGACCGAGUUCCCGAGGGAGCUACGUUUAUUACUUUGUGCUUUAUCAUAAGGUCUGUUGAUGCUCUGGGCUUCAGUGCUGCAAUGACUUCUUCUUUUGCAAUUUCGGCAAAAGUUUUCCCCAACAACAUAGCAACUGUUCUGGGUAGUUUGGAGAUCUUUACAGGGCUGGGUCUGAUACUGGGACCACCAAUAGGUGGAUGGCUGUAUCAGUCUUUUGGUUACGAAGUCCCUUUCAUGGCUCUGGGAUGCUUUCUAUUUCUCAUGGUCCCCUUCAACAUCUACAUCUUACCAAGCUUUGCUGCUGAUCCUACCAAGGACUCCUUCUUCAGGCUGUUCACACGUCUGAAGAUAGUCCUCAUUUGCUUUGCCAUAUUCACCCUGAGCUCUGGACUUGGCUUUCUGGAUGCAACCUUGUCCAUAUAUGCCAUUGAUAAGUUUGACCUCUCUCCAGGUUAUGUGGGUCUUCUCUUGCUUGGCCUGUCAUUGCCUUACUGUCUGGCCUCACCUCUGCUUGGUAUCGUUAGUGACAGGUUCCCUUCCACAAGGCCAUGGUUGAUGGUGCUAGGAGGCUUGUCUACAGCAACUGGUUUCUGGUUCUUAGGUCCUGUCCCCAUUCUGCAGAUACAGAGUCAGCUGUGGCUGUUGGUCUUCAUGCUGGGUGUCAUAGGAUUCUCUCUAAGCAUGAUUGCCAUCCCCACCUUCCCUGAAAUACUCAACUGUGCAUAUGAAAAUGGAUUUGAGGAGGGGCUGAGCACUCUCGGACUGGUGUCUGGAUUGUUUGGAGCAGUGUGGUCCAUUGGAAUGUUUUGUGGUCCAACGCUCGGUGGCUUCACCACACAGCAGCUGAGCUUUGAGUGGGCUGCUUCUGUUCAAGGAGGCCUGGCCUUUUUAGCCGCUUUCUUUCUUGGUAUAUAUUUUCUCUGUCAAGGAACACGACAAAGAAGGGCUCCUCAGAUCAAGAGGAAAAUACCUUCAGAUGAACGUACCCGUCUUCUGUCCUGAACAACGAUCAUCUACCAGGAACAUGUACAGUGAGAGAUGGGUACCAAACAAUAAACACCACUUCUUAAAAUAUUAUGUCUAUGUAU
This is a messenger RNA of Oncorhynchus mykiss (rainbow trout), 1938 nucleotides long. It is a transcript of the gene slc18b1, whose product is annotated as solute carrier family 18 member B1. NCBI's taxonomy places the organism in Eukaryota, Metazoa, Chordata, Actinopteri, Salmoniformes, Salmonidae. The record is from RefSeq and is a predicted model, not a curated record. Gene Ontology annotation, molecular function: transmembrane transporter activity. Gene Ontology annotation, biological process: transmembrane transport.